Molecule: messenger RNA, 1495 nt
Organism: Linum trigynum
Lineage: Eukaryota; Viridiplantae; Streptophyta; Magnoliopsida; Malpighiales; Linaceae
Source: the annotation of a GenBank genome assembly
AUUCAUUUUGUAACGACGUUAGAUCUAAUGCGUUGUUAUUGUUCUUUGCUCGCGCCGGCUUCUUGUUCUCUCCGAUAAUGUAUUGCGUUUGAUGUGUUUAUCUAAUGAAGGAUGGUGUAUUGAUUAUUGUUUUAUUGGUAAUCGAAUCAUUUGGAUGCCUCCUUCAUUGUUACGUUAUUCUCGUUAGGUUACCGGGGGGAAAUAAAAGGAUCGGAGCGAUGAUGCAUCUGUAGUGGCUUUUAUUGUUUGAUUAGUGGAUUCAGAUCUUGUUUUCCCAUUAUGAGAUGCUUUGCAACAUUUCGUAGUGAUAAUGGGCAAAAGCCAAUCAACCUGCGAGGAAUGUUCAUUGUUGAUGAUUAAUUUUCUAUCUUCUGUGACUAGAACAGCCGCUACUUGGAGCUUAGCUUAUGAUUUUUUUUUUUUUUGGUUAUUACUUUCUGAUUGUUGCUCGCUAAUUUGCUGUGCCCUUGGUGCAGAAGAACAAGAUGGGUCUGUCAUUCACGAAGCUCUUCAGCCGGCUUUUUGCCAAGAAAGAGAUGAGGAUUCUUAUGGUGGGUCUCGACGCAGCUGGUAAGACCACCAUCUUGUACAAGCUCAAGCUGGGAGAGAUCGUCACAACCAUUCCUACAAUCGGAUUUAAUGUUGAGACUGUGGAAUACAAGAACAUUAGCUUCACCGUCUGGGAUGUUGGGGGUCAGGACAAGAUCCGACCCUUGUGGAGACACUACUUCCAGAACACCCAGGGACUGAUCUUUGUGGUUGAUAGCAAUGAUCGUGACCGUGUUGUGGAGGCCAGGGACGAACUCCACCGCAUGUUGAACGAGGAUGAGUUGAGGGAUGCUGUUCUCCUUGUUUUUGCAAACAAGCAGGAUCUUCCUAAUGCCAUGAAUGCUGCUGAGAUCACUGAUAAGCUCGGCCUUCAUUCCCUUCGUCAGCGCCACUGGUAUAUCCAGAGCACCUGUGCUACAUCCGGUGAAGGGCUUUACGAGGGACUGGAUUGGCUGUCCAAUAACAUUGCAAACAAGGCAUAGACGAGUAACUGACGUUUCAUAUUUGUGCGGCUUCCCUACUACCGCUAGGCGAUGGAUCGAUAUGUUAUAUUUUGGUCUUUUUUUUUUAAUGAUUCCCUGAUCCUGUAAUUGUCGAGAGAAGAAGGUGAUGAUAUGUCUUGUGUAGAUUCAAAUAAUUCCCGUAUGAUUCGUAUAAUCCUGUAAUGAGAUUGCUAUGUUACCAUUUUUGGGCUUUGGAAAAGAUUCUUCAGGUGAUUUUACUUGUUACGUAGGUAGCUAAGCUUGGCUCGUUUCACCCACUUCCCAAUUCCCGUUGUUGUUAUCAAAAUAAGGGGAGAAAACAACAAAGCAAAACAACCCUGGGCAACUAGGGGUGUUCAAUUGACAUUGUUGUUGUUGUAAUUGUUUUAACCAGUAGUAUUUAACCAAUUUGGUUUUAUUAAUUUGGUUAAUUGGUUUGUUUUGAUUAAAUUUUUUAGUUUGUU